This is a messenger RNA of Thermothelomyces thermophilus ATCC 42464, 3296 nucleotides long. RefSeq lists its product as uncharacterized. The record is from RefSeq and is a predicted model, not a curated record. The transcript is spliced from 2 exons. Lineage: Eukaryota; Fungi; Ascomycota; Sordariomycetes; Sordariales; Chaetomiaceae. Gene Ontology annotation, molecular function: ATP binding; microtubule binding; microtubule motor activity. Gene Ontology annotation, biological process: microtubule-based movement. Bases 226 to 2955 code for a protein of 909 amino acids.
GCUUGACGAUCCCUUGCCGGCGUCCCCGCCUCGCGCCAUCUCCGACCUGUGGCCUUUCUCCUUCAUGAGUUUGCGCUUCCCAGGAGCGCGGGAAGCGGGAAGCCAUCAUGUCGAACGCAAAUAGCAUCAAGGUCGUGGCUCGAUUUCGCCCGCAGAACCGGGUCGAAAUCGAGUCGGGCGGUCAGCCCAUUGUCACCUUCAAUGGACCGGAUACAUGUACCAUCGAUGUGGGUAGCCGGGCAGCUCUGGCUCGUGGUUGUCUUCUGCCCUGGCGGGCCGGUUGCUAAUCUUUCGAUACAGUCCCGCGAGGCGCAAGGCACCUUUACCUUCGACCGCGUCUUUGACAUGUCGUGCAAGCAGGCCGACAUCUUCAACUACUCAAUCAAGCCGACCGUAGACGACAUCCUCAACGGUUACAAUGGUACUGUUUUCGCUUACGGCCAGACCGGUGCGGGCAAGUCCUACACCAUGAUGGGCACGAGCAUCGACGACGAGGAAGGCAAGGGCGUCAUCCCGAGAAUCGUCGAGCAGAUCUUCACAAACAUCUUGUCCAGUCCGGCAAACAUCGAGUACACGGUUCGAGUCAGCUACAUGGAGAUCUACAUGGAGAGGAUUCGCGAUCUUUUGGCUCCGCAAAACGACAACCUUCCGGUGCACGAGGAGAAGAACCGCGGCGUGUACGUCAAGGGGCUUCUAGAGAUCUAUGUCUCAAGCGUACAGGAAGUGUUUGAGGUUAUGCGGAGGGGCGGAAACGCAAGGGCGGUCGCCGCGACGAACAUGAACCAGGAGUCGUCGCGCUCACACUCGAUAUUUGUCAUCACCAUCACACAAAAGAACGUCGAGACGGGCUCGGCCAAGAGCGGCCAAUUGUUCUUGGUUGAUCUGGCUGGUAGUGAGAAGGUCGGCAAGACGGGUGCCAGCGGGCAAACUCUCGAGGAGGCCAAGAAGAUCAACAAGAGCUUGAGCGCUCUGGGAAUGGUCAUCAACGCGCUGACGGACGGAAAAUCAUCGCACAUUCCUUACCGUGACUCAAAGCUCACCCGUAUUCUACAGGAGUCUCUGGGUGGCAACAGCCGGACGACGCUCAUCAUCAACUGUUCUCCCAGCAGCUACAACGAUGCCGAAACUCUCAGUACGCUCCGUUUUGGUAUGCGAGCCAAGUCGAUCAAGAAUAAGGCCAAGGUCAAUGCUGAGCUCAGCCCGGCUGAGCUCAAGAUGAUGCUCGCAAAGGCCAAGACGCAAAUCACCAACUUUGAGAGCUACAUCGCCAGCCUAGAGGGCGAAGUGCAAUUAUGGCGUGCCGGAGAGACGGUGCCGAGAGAGCGGUGGGUGCCGCCUCUCUCUGCCGAUGGUGCGGCAGGAGCAAAGGCCGAAGGCAAGCCGACACGACCAUCGACACCGUCUCGGCUAUUGCAAGACAGGUCAGGGGCCGAGACGCCGGGUAUCUCGGAGAGAGCGGGCACUCCGAGCUUACCGCUUGACAAAGACGAGCGGGAAGAGUUCUUACGCCGCGAGAACGAGCUCCAGGACCAGCUCGCCGAAAAGGAGACGCAAGCCGCGGCGUUGGAAAGGCAGCUCCGGGAGACGAAGGAAGAGAUGGCACUAUUGAAGGAGCACGACGCCAAGAUCGGAAAGGACAACGAGAGGCUGAUCAGCGAGGCCAACGAGUUCAAGAUGCAACUGGAAAGGCUGGCGUUUGAGAACAAGGAAGCCCAGAUCACCAUGGACGGACUGAAAGAAGCCAACGCCGAGCUCACGGCGGAGUUGGACGAGGUCAAACAGCAGAUGCUCGAUAUGAAGAUGAGCGCGAAGGAGACCAGUGCAGUGCUAGACGAGAAGGAGAGAAAGAAGGCGGAGAAGAUGGCCAAGAUGAUGGCAGGGUUCGAUCUCAGCGGGGACGUGUUCAGCGACAACGAGAGGGCAGUGGCCGACGCAAUUGCGCGAGUAGAUGCCCUGUUCGAGAUCAGUUCCACUGGCGAUCCGAUCCCGCCUGAUGACCUCAAGGCGCUCCGGGAGAAGCUGGUCGAGACGCAGGGCUUCGUGCGGCAGGCCGAGCUGUCCGCGUUCAGCGCAACAACCAGCGAGGCGGAAGCCCGCAAACGCGCCGAUCUCGAGGCCCGGUUGGAGGCUCUGCAGCUCGAACACGAGGAGGUCCUCUCACGCAAUCUGGCUGACGCGGACAAGGAGGAAGUCAAGGCUAUGCUUUCCAAGACGUUAUCCGAUAAGUCGAAUGCGCAGGCUGAUCUGAUCGAGAGUCUCAAGGCAGACCUCUCGCUCCGGGUAUCGGAGAAUGAACGGCUCAAGGCGUUGGUAGAUGACCUACAACGGCGCGUCAAGGCCAACGGGGCGGUGCCGAUGGCCAACGGCAAGACGGUGCAGCAGCAGCUGGCCGAGUUCGAUGCCAUGAAGAAGAGCUUAAUGCGCGAUCUGCAGAACCGGUGCGAGCGCGUGGUCGAGCUCGAGAUCUCGCUCGACGAGACGCGCGAGCAGUACAACAACGUGCUGCGCAGCAGCAACAACCGCGCUCAGCAGAAGAAGAUGGCCUUCCUCGAGCGCAACCUCGAGCAGCUCACCCAGGUGCAGCGCCAGCUCGUCGAGCAGAACUCGGCGCUCAAAAAGGAGGUUGCCAUCGCCGAGCGCAAGCUGAUUGCCCGCAACGAGCGGAUCCAGAGCCUCGAGAGCCUGCUUCAGGAGAGCCAGGAGAAGAUGGCGCAGGCGAACCACAAAUUUGAAGUCCAGCUCGCUGCGGUCAAAGAGCGCCUGGAGGCGGCGAAAGCUGGCAGCACGCGCGGACUCGGAUCGCCGACCAGUUUCGGCGGUUUCAGCAUCGGCAGCCGCAUUGCUAAGCCGCUUCGCGGCGGCGGCGACUCGACUGCUUCGUCCCACCCCACCAUUGCGAACCUUCAGAGCCCCCCCGAGAAUAAGAGAUCGAGCUGGUUCUUCCAGAAGUCGUGAUGAGGAUGAGGUAGAAGAGGCCGCGGGGGAGAGAACGAUGGGUGAAGCGUGCCAGUGUCACUUUGGCUGUUGGAUCGGGGGUUGGGAUUGUCACGAGGCAUGUGAAGGCACGAGGGAUGUGAAGGGAUACACUACAGAGAUCAGAAAUGAUAUGCUUGGGUCGUGAGAUACCCUAUUUCCCGGGUUGUCAGGUGUUUUAAGGGGAUAAGGCUGAGCUGAGCGAGGGGUGCUUGGAUAGGGAUGAUCAGGACGGGAAAUUACGAGGAUUUUUGAUGCGUUGGUGGCGCCGUCUCGUCGUCUCCUUUGUAGACUAGACUAGCAGCGCGUUCUUUGUCGGCCGC